AUUUGAUUUCUCCAAUUUCAGGAACCACUAAAAUAUUAGGUUUCUACGCUGCAAUAUUAGUAACGACUGUGCUUAUGAUCAAACUGCUGACCUAUGACGUCACGAAUAGGCCGCAAGUCAGCGCCGCCCCAAGUUCGCAUCACAGGAAACUGACGAUCCUGUUAUCACAGCCUCGCUCUGGGAGUAGUUGGAUCGGGUCUUUCUUCGACUCUCAUCCUGAUGUGUUCUAUAUAUACGAACCAUUACAUCCCCAAGUCUACAGGGACUCCAAGAUUCAUCUUACCGCUGAGAAAUUCCAGGAGGAAAUACUGAGAAAUCUGUGUCGAUGUGAAUUUACUGAGGAGAUCAUAUCUCAUGGAAUACAGGAGAGAUCUUCUAAAGUAUCCAGAUCCAAGGGAAUGUUAGGGGUUCUGUCUCCUAAUGCAGAUGAACUGAGUGAGCAGUGUAAGCGAUCUAAACACACUAUAGCUAAAGUGCUCCAGCUCAAACACUUCCAGAUGUUCACCAGUCUCUCGAAAGAGUGUGAAAUCAAUGUCAUUCAUUUGAUCAGAGACCCCAGAGCCUCCAUCAAAUCACGCAUGGACACGUUUAAGAGGUUCCUAGCAGAGGAGCAGGAGAUUGAAGAGUUCACACCGGACAUCAUAGCUGACUCUUCACACAAGAUCUGCACUGAAAUAACAACAAGAGCUAAUCAGCUUCAGAGACACAAUCAUCUCCUGCAAUACUCAACUAUCCUCUAUGAAAACGUUGUAAAGAAUCCUCUGGAAAAAGCCAAAGAAUUGUUCAGGACAGUGGGGAUUGACUGGAGUGCGAGUGUGGAGAAGAGAGUGUUACACUCAAUCUCCGGUUCUUCUGAGGGUGGAGGGUUUGACACAGUAAAGGACACAAGUAGAUUGCUAGGAAGAUGGAGAAGGGAGGCAGGAGAGGAGUAUAUCAGAGCAGUAGAGCAGGGCUGCACCCAACUCAUGUCUACCGUCGGCUACCCUCUCAUGUUCCCUGACACUUGACGUCAUGUGACG
Molecule: messenger RNA, 1019 nt
Organism: Bolinopsis microptera
Lineage: Eukaryota; Metazoa; Ctenophora; Tentaculata; Lobata; Bolinopsidae
Product: carbohydrate sulfotransferase 3-like
Exons: 7
Coding region: 75-1007 (310 amino acids)
Biological process (GO): N-acetylglucosamine metabolic process; sulfur compound metabolic process
Molecular function (GO): N-acetylglucosamine 6-O-sulfotransferase activity
Source: RefSeq, a predicted model, not a curated record